UUUCGGUAUUAUCACCAUUCGAAACGGGAAUUUCAAUUGUAAAGUUCAGCGUCGAUUCACAAUAUGUGAUUACAGUGUCGGUUGCAGAUGACAACGGUGAACAAACGAUAGACUUAUGGGAUUGGAAAUCGGGCAAAGAAGAAUCGGCUUACAUAUAAUAACGGGCAAUAUUAACGGUGAUAUUUUCUUUUACGAUCAAUCAUUGCUUGUACUGUACCACUUGAACAUGUUUGUUGGCGAUGCCAUUACUUCCAUUUCAAUGCUUGACAAUAAAAUUCAUGUAGAAAAUGGGGGAGGAGACUCGAGUACGUAUGAAAAAUUAGAAAAAACAACGCAAAAUCACAUUCUGCUCGUUGACGACUCUGUGUCUGAGUGCGACAACAGUCCCGAAGUCGGUUCCGAUUUCACCACCAACCACGAUUUUGUAUCCAGUCCAUUUCUUAUAAGCACGAGAAGCUGCAGAAUUUUUCAAAUUGAUAUUUGCAACAAAACUUCUUAUUAUAUAUUUGAACAGUGUGAAGUAGAAUUUAUUACCGCAUUGGCAGUAAACCCCAACCGGAGCGAUAUAAUAAUGGGCAAUUCAAUCGGCGGGCUUGUUUUGUACAACCAUCGAAAGAAAAAAACUAACAUUAGGAUGGCUGGAGAUUGGAAAAGUAAAGAAGACCAUCGGGUCACCUGCAUCAAAUAUUCCCCAAAUGGAAAUUAUCUUUGUUGCGGUCGCUCGGAUGGAUUGUUUCAGUUUUUAGAUCCUUAUAGCAUAACACUAAUGGGCAACUUAUCUUUCAAGUGGAACGAAUCACCAGUGCAAUACAUAACGUUUAGCGAGUCUUCGAUGUAUAUGGCAUACACUGACGAUUUGUUUGGUAUAUACUUGUACGGCAUGAUACAGUUGCAGAAUUCGAACGAAUACAGUGUUAAUUACUAUGGGUGUUAUGAAGUACACAAUAAAUCCAUUCGGAGUAUUGUAAUGUCCGAGUACAGUUCCAGUCUAAUGAUUUACAGCCUCGGGGCGGAUCACAAAAUAAUCGUAUUGGAAUUAGAUAAAACGUAA
Molecule: messenger RNA, 1051 nt
Organism: Myzus persicae (green peach aphid)
Lineage: Eukaryota; Metazoa; Arthropoda; Insecta; Hemiptera; Aphididae
Product: cilia- and flagella-associated protein 251-like
Exons: 7
Coding region: 116-1051 (311 amino acids)
Molecular function (GO): protein binding
Source: RefSeq, a predicted model, not a curated record